CUUUGUCUUGGCAACAAAGGUUUGAAAGGUGUGCUUCAAGUUUUCUGGAGAGAAGACAGUGUGUUAACGCACCCAGAAUUUUGAAUCAUGGGAAUUUCUCCACUUCCCCUCCUUUCUGCCCAUUUGAACGGUAAUGGGGAAAUGUCCGAGUCCAACGUGUCUUUGUGGAGCAAACUUCUGGAAGCCCAGGCCAACAGAAGGUUGAAAGUUAAGAAGCAGAGAGUCGCUAGCAAAAAGGUAAGGCAUCUUAGGUGCAGAAGGCCCAGAAGUAUUUUGAUGAAGAGAAGGGCACGUCUAGAAGGUUCUAGAAGGCCCAUGAACCGUGUUGAAAAGAAGCUAAAAACCCUGAAGAAGCUAAUUCCAAACAACGAGUCCAUGGGCUUGGAUGGCCUUUUCAGGGAUACAGCUGAUUACAUUUUGUCUUUGCAAAUGAGGGUCGAAGUCAUGCAGAUUAUGGUGAAAGUUUUGACAGGUUCCAAUAAGUGAACAGAUAUAUUACUCAUUUGUAAAGGCUGAUAUCAUAUUCUUUUUCUCUUGUUUGUGAUGUUGCUUUCACAGCCAUAGGAGUUUAUUUAGUAAGUCCAAGUAUAUGGUUUCAUGUUGUUAAGAUUUAACAAUAGCUUGGUCGAUCUAUUUGUGUGAAAAUGACCUUGAAAUGGACACCUGAAUUUUCUAUUUGAUCCA
Theobroma cacao (cacao) is the source of this 684-nucleotide messenger RNA. RefSeq names its product transcription factor UPBEAT protein (gene UPB1). The record is from RefSeq and is a predicted model, not a curated record. Gene Ontology annotation, biological process: regulation of DNA-templated transcription. Lineage: Eukaryota; Viridiplantae; Streptophyta; Magnoliopsida; Malvales; Malvaceae. Gene Ontology annotation, molecular function: protein dimerization activity.